CUCCUCUUUGACGAGCCCGAGAUUAUUGCCGAGGCCCGUGCGCUCGCACUACACAGCGUUGCGUGCGCGGCAUGGUUCCAGGACGCCAAGCUUGCCCAACUGCUUCGCGCAGACACCGCUGCGGGCGCAACGCAUCUGCGCAUCCACAACAAUCGGGCCAGCCUGGUGGAUCGCAAUCCUUUCGAGGCGGAGCACUCUGCGAUGCAGCUCCAGGACAUCAAGCGAAUAAUACUGCCAGUCGUGACAGGGCUGGUCAGCAUCAAUCCAGGCCUCGUGGCAGGGCGCAAGGAACCUCGACCGCGAGCGGACGCUGCCUCCCACGACUUCAUGCAGUACCUACACGAGCGUGCUGAAGCGUUGGCAGAGCGCUGGGCCCCAAGCGUCUUCUUCGGCAACGACGUCGACAACCAGAAGGGCUGGAUGGACUGGUGCGUCUCCUGCGUGACCGCCGCGCUGAAGAGGCCGCAGUUUGACGCGAACUUCGCCCUCGACGACGCAUUCGGCUCUGAGAUGGCACGCCGUGACAGGGCGGUCGAGAUAUGCAG
Prorocentrum cordatum is the source of this 545-nucleotide messenger RNA. The record is from the annotation of a GenBank genome assembly. NCBI's taxonomy places the organism in Eukaryota, Dinophyceae, Prorocentrales, Prorocentraceae.